This is a messenger RNA of Anguilla anguilla (European eel), 720 nucleotides long. Its product is annotated as proteolipid protein 2. The coding region runs from base 27 to 494 and encodes 155 amino acids. NCBI's taxonomy places the organism in Eukaryota, Metazoa, Chordata, Actinopteri, Anguilliformes, Anguillidae. Gene Ontology annotation, cellular component: membrane. The transcript has 4 exons. The record is from RefSeq and is a predicted model, not a curated record.
UGAAAAAUGUCCCAAAAAAAAAAAAGAUGUCGCUGGGGCGAGACGAUUCCUCUGACAGCAGAUCACCAUCGAUCAAAAUGGAGCUUGAUGUGGCUUUUCUCCGAUCCAUCAGGGGUAUCCUGAAGGUGGGCGAGCUGGUGACCGCUUUCGUAGCGAUGGUGUGUUUCGCGACGGCAGCCGGCUCGACUUACAUCGCCGCCAGCUGCUUGGAGCUCCUGAUAACUGCCGCCCUGCUCGUCCUUUACGUCUUAAAACUCAACAAGAAAUUCACCUUCUUCUUCUGGCCUCUCAUCGAUGUUUUUAACUCAGUCUUUGCGGCCAUCUUCAUGUUCAUCAUCUGCGUAACCGCUGUCUCCCUUCACUCAGCCAAAGGAAUUCUGGGAGGUGGGAUAGUGGGCUUGAUGGCAACAGCCCUGUGGUGUGGAGACGCCUUCCUGCUCUUCAGAAGGAUCACGUUCAACCAAGCAAGGACCACGUCGGUUCAAAGGAAAUGAAGGCUUUGUGUUAACAGGGGCUCUCACUGCUGAGUGUAUGUGCCGGCUGGUUGCUGUUGAGCGCCCAAUACAAUCACCGUGGAAUACUGGUCUGUUCUGUUUUGGACCGGAAAUGGGAAUUACAGUCCCUCCAUAAUGUUUGGAACAAAGAAAUAUAUAUAUUUUUUAAUUAUUUGGUGGUGUACGCCACAAUUUUAGAUUUGUAAUCAAAUAAAUCACGUGAACU